AUGCGUUUCCUGCACCUGAUCCGACCCGUCAUGUGUGUCCUGCCUGAAGUGGCACAACCAGAUCGAAAGAUUCCAUUCCGUGAAAAAGUUUUAUGGACAAUUAUUACGCUUUUUAUCUUUCUCGUAUGUUGUCAGAUCCCACUUUACGGUAUUCAGACGUCAAAAUCAUCGGAUCCACUCUAUUGGAUGCGUGUUAUACUUGCUUCGAACCGUGGAACACUGAUGGAACUUGGUAUUAGUCCUAUUGUUACAUCAGGACUUGUCAUGCAACUAUUGGCUGGCUCUAAGAUGAUUGAAGUAGACCAAUCACUCAAGGAAGACCGUGCAUUGUUCAGUGGUGCUCAAAAGCUUUUUGGUAUCCUCAUUACGUUGGGAGAGGCUGUGGCCUAUGUGGUCUCGGGCAUGUAUGGUAAUGUCUUGGACAUUGGAGCAUUUAAUGCUAUUCUUAUCAUUGUGCAACUACUGUGUGCUGGUGUGCUGGUUAUUAUUCUGGACGAGAUGCUACAAAAGGGAUAUGGUCUUGGCUCAGGUAUCUCACUCUUUAUCGCUACUAACAUUUGCGAGAAUAUUGUGUGGAAAGCCUUUUCCCCCACAACAAUCAACACAGGCCGUGGUACGGAGUUUGAAGGUGCUAUAAUCGCUCUGUUUCACUUGUUGAUUACCCGUUCGGACAAACUGCGCGCGCUGAAAGAGGCCUUCUACCGUCAAAACCUGCCCAACAUCACGAAUUUGCUGGCCACUAUGUUUGUUUUCAUUGUGGUUAUCUACUUUCAGGGCUUUCGCGUGGACCUCCCGGUCAAGUACCAGAAACUGCGCGGUCAACAGGGCACGUACCCGAUCAAGCUCUUUUACACCUCCAAUAUGCCUAUCAUUCUGCAAACAGCUUUGGUAUCCAACCUAUACUUCAUCUCGCAGUUGCUGUACAAAAAAUUUAGCGGCAAUUUUCUCGUGCGCUUGCUUGGCGUGUGGCAGGACGUGGAGGGAAGUGCCGGUCAGACAGUGCCUGUAGGUGGAGCCGCGUACUACAUGUCUGCUCCCAGCAACUUGGCGCAGAUCCUGUACGACCCGCUGCGUUUUGUCCUCUACGUGAUUUUUAUCCUCGGCUCGUGCGCGCUCUUCUCCAAGACAUGGAUCGAGAUCUCGGGCUCGUCGGCUCGUGACGUGGCCAAGCAGCUGCGUGACCAGCAGAUGGUGAUGAAAGGCCACCGUGACUCGUCGAUUGUGCACGUGCUCAACCGCUACAUCCCCACGGCUGCUGCUUUCGGCGGCAUGUGCAUUGGCGCGCUGACCAUGGUUGCUGACCUGUUGGGCGCUAUUGGCUCGGGCACCGGUAUCCUGCUGGCUGUGACCAUCAUCUACCAAUACUUUGAGACUUUUGCACGGGAGCAAGCCGAGAUGCCGCUCAGCGGUCUUUUUGGGUUUUAA
This is a messenger RNA of Peronospora belbahrii, 1425 nucleotides long. The record is from the annotation of a GenBank genome assembly. NCBI's taxonomy places the organism in Eukaryota, Oomycota, Peronosporomycetes, Peronosporales, Peronosporaceae.